AUUGGAAUUUGCUGGCGUAGAUUGCAAUUAAACACAGAUAAAUCACUUGCUUGAUUGAUCAACUCGAUCAAAUAGCAAGCUAUAAGGUAAUGACAGCUCUGUUACAUUCCUGAGCAAUUUUUCACCCCAACCAUCCACAAGAAAAGAGUGAAAAUGCAUCAAUCAUAUGCAAACUUGAAAAUGGGCCCCUCGCCAACAACCAGCUUUUGAUGCUCUUGAGCAAUUGAAGUGGUUUUGUCAAGAAGCAAAAAUCCAAUACUGGUUACCUGGACCUGUUUAACAAAUGAAACAAAUGCAAUCUUGUUUGAUGGUUUCUUUCUCAUGAGGAGGAUGAGCUAGCUUCCAGAGAUAGCUCAAGGUUAGCUCAAUAGAGAAAACCAGUUCCCCGCUACGUGUGGAAAACUUCAACAGGCUUUUGGUCCUAUGUGCAACAGAGACAUAAAUUCUUCCUUCAGCAUUGAACCAGCUAUUCUUCUGAUUUUUUUUUUUUUUAAAUAAACAACCAUAUAUGGACUUCCUUCUUUUCUUAGUUGCAAAUACAUUGUUGGUCUGAACUCUGAAAUGGGAAUAUAUUUUCUCUUAUUCAAAGCUUUUGACUGUAUGGAAGGCAACAUAUGACCUCGUCUGGUCUUUGAGGCUUGGGAGUCCAGAAUGACUGCUGAAAUUCAAUUUCACAUAAGGCAGGAGUUUUGAAGCUGUGAGCUCCUGCAUUCAGUGAUUCAGAGUUCAGUUUCAUAUACAAAGGGGCUUCCAUUACAUUUACAGUUCCAGAAGAAGGAAAACUAUGGCAUCAAGAACAAGAAAGCCUCUCCACAACCUUGCUGAAACAAUUCAUUCCCUGCUAGGACAAAAGUCGCAUCUUACUACCAGUUGGGUUAAAUCUGUUUGUCAUAUAAUAAUAAACCUACCUUCUGAAGAGCAAUCAACCGACUUAAGAACCACAAAUAUAGACACAGUGAGUGCUUCAGAGAAUCCUGAUGAUGAAUUAGGCAAUCGUACCUCAAAGAUUACAGAUGAACUUGCUAUCUUGACUGCCCGGAUAAAUGAAUUGAACAGACAGCGAAAGCAGUUUCUAAAUGAAUUUCUGGAUUUGAAAGGUAAUAUUCGAGUAUUUUGUCGUAUAAGACCCAUUGAAAUGGGGGAGAACUUUGGCCGUUUUAGGCCUGUUGUAGCUUUGGAUUCAAGUAAUGUUCUUCUAAGAUUUUCGGAUAAUAAGAAUAAAAGUUACAGUUUUGACAAGGUUUUCCACCAUGGCUCAUCGCAAGAUGAAGUCUUUUCAGAAGUUGAACCAGUUAUCAAAUCAGCACUGGAUGGCUAUAACGCUUGCAUCUUUGCAUAUGGACAGACAGGGACAGGGAAAACCUUCACCAUGGAAGGAAUUCCAGAAGAUCCUGGAAUGGUGCCCCGUGCAAUUGAAGCACUGUUUAAGCAAGCCACGGAUAGCAACCAUGUGUAUCUCUUUAGUUUCAGUAUGCUUGAGAUUUACAUGGGAAAUCUGAGAGACCUGCUAAUCUCUCAACCAACAAAGCCAAUGGAUCCAAUGCCAUGCCUCUCAAUCCACACAGAUCCAAAGGGUGAGAUUGAAAUUGAAAACCUUGUGGCUAUUCGAGUGAGUGGCUUGACCCAAGCUAUAAAACUAUACAGACUAGGGUGCCGGUUCAGGUCAACUGCAUCGACAAACUGUAACAUUACCUCCAGCAGAUCCCACUGCUUGAUUCGCAUAUCAAUCACAUGUAGCGGAGCACCUGAGAGGCGAAGGGAAACAAAUAAAGUUUGGUUUGUCGAUCUAGGGGGAAGUGAGCGUUUGCUGAAGACAAAGGCAUCCGGGAGAAGACUAGAAGAAGGAAAAGCCAUUAACUUGUCCCUUUCCUCUCUGGGAGAUGUCAUCAAUGCCCUUCAACUCAGAAAGGGUCAUGUACCUUAUAGGAACAGCAAGCUGACACAAGUUCUUAAAGACUCCCUUGGAAGGGACUCAAAAACUCUGAUGCUUGUCCAUGUAAGUCCUAAAGAAGAAGAUCUCUGUGAAACAGUAUGUUCUUUGAACUUUGCAACAAGAGCGAGAACUAUCCAUCUGGGGAAUACAGACUCGACUGAACAAAGGGAGAAGGAAGUUGCAAUGAUGAAUCUGCAAGAAAUGAUGAACAAGAUUGAAGUUGAGCGCCAGGAUGUUAGGAUGAGAAUCAAGCAGUCAACUCAGGAACUUCAAAUUCUAAGGAGUACAGCUGCCUGUUCCACUGAGCAACUGGAUAACUCAGUGGAUGCUUACCAGUUAAUGAAUGAAGUGCCCCAACCUAAUCUUGAAAGAAACAGGAACAAUACUGCAUAUAUCUCAGCACCUCCCUUAUCCCAGGUACCAAGGUUUAUGAGACCUACUGUUUGCAGCAGAAGAAAAUCUGGAUCAGACCACCUCCUAACUACUGAAGAGAAACUGGAAUUCCCUGCAAGAAGGAGAAGACCAUUCAAUCAUUAUGCUAAAUCCGUGAAUUUCCCUGUAAAAGGUAUUUCGGGAAACAAUUCAGAAGGCAGUAUUUCCAGAAAUAGCUGUUUAGUGCCUUUGACUGUGAACAAAAGUGCAGAUGUUGAGACAAAUUACAGUCAAGAUCUAUCAGAAUGUGAUAUUAAAGAGGUUGUUUCCCCAGACCAGGUAACAUCAUCAAAAUGCUUGAAUCAGCACAGGUAUCACGUCGUUCAUGGUGAGGGAAGUGAAAAUGGAGAUAAAAGUAAUGCUUGCUCUGGAAAACAUUUGAAGGUCGAUAAGUGGCUAUGCCAGAAGAAUGCGCCUGCUAGCAGGAGUCAUGUUUAUAGGAACAAACGAAUUCUAGCUAUUCCUACCCCAGAGAAGAAACUAAUGUGUAAAGGACAAAAAGAAACAGAAAAAUUCCAGGAUGAGAAAGUCAAUAAUUACAAGCUUGCUGUGGAACAGAUUGUCAACCACAACAAAUCGGGGAAACAUGUGGAUGUGGAGGAAAUGUUCAUGCAAGAAGUGAAUAUUAGCAAACCUCCCGCUAAUAUGAACGUCAAUGACAAUAUUGACCCAAAAUGUCACUCUGAUUCUUUAUCGGAUGGAAUAGUUAAAGAGACAAUGAUAAAUGUACAACACAAACUAGAUGACGAGCUGACAGAGAAACACAUGCUCAGCAGUAUCUAUCCACCUGAUAUUUGGUGCUGCAAUUUCAAUUCAACUCAAGAUGAUAAUGGAGUCAACUGUUUAUCCACAAUGCAGGCGGUAUAUGGUGAAACAGAAUGCUCAGACAGUUCCUUGUCUAACAGCAGCAAUUGGUGUCAAAUUUCUACCAUUGAUUUAGCUGAUAGUAUUUGGGACGCAAGACAAGAUUCUAAUAUCUCAAUUUCAAGAAUUGAACAAAAGUCAGGCUGCCAACGGUUGCCCAUUGUAAUAGGUGUGGAUGAUAGUGAAAAGGAAGACUUGGAAAAAUUAUCUCAGAGCUCUGGAGAAGGUACAUGCCUACAAAAAGUGAGAUCUCAAAGAGCUUUAUUAAUGAAAAAUGUAAUUCUAGAGGAACCAGUCAAGCCACAACAACUGACAAGAUCACAAGACAAUAAUGUGCACUUAGGAAUAUGCAAUCUUCUUCAACAGAAAAUUCAGAUAUUAUGGGCCGGUGCUCUUCUAGGAUUAGGAUUUCAAAACUUGGGACUUGAGCAGGAAUUCUUCCUUGGUUUAAUGCUCUAAAGCAGUUUCUGUAUCCAGAUUGUUCAGACCUGCUUCGAUUAUUUCUCUGAUACCGUUUUUAGGGUUUUAGUACGUAGUAGAGGACAAAGAGAGGUGAAAUAGAGAGAUGGAAAGAAACGUUGAACAGUAUGGGGGCUUAUCAUGGUACAUACAGAUAUGUAUAUAUAUACACAGAAAGCCACUGAAUCCAGCACAGUGAAGCGCGCUUCAACCUGCCAUCAUAACCCUCUUCUUAUUACUCAGCAUAUAUAGUAGAUCCAGUUUAAGAUGCCCUUAUUUUCUGCUACGAUUUGUUGAUGGCUAGCAAAAUUCAUUCAUAUAGUGCUUGCGUAGCGCGAGUGAGUGUGUACAUGCAUGCUUGCGUAUUGUGGGUCUGUCUAUUUUAUCAGCAGCUCAAGAAACAGAAGUCAGAAACUUGGAAAUACAAUACCUCCUGGGCGAUGAAAAGGCUGGUACAGAUAAGCUGGUGCAGCGAACCUCCUCCUCCGACAACCAACAUCCCAAGUAAGCUCAGAUUCUGAACGUGGUUCGAACACGGAUUGAAUUAGUAUCAAUGACAUUGUGGCCAGUGGCUAUUCAUCGAAUUCAAGCAGCUCCCCAC
Messenger RNA from Rosa chinensis, 4289 nucleotides. Its product is annotated as kinesin-like protein KIN-14T. Bases 785 to 3688 code for a protein of 967 amino acids. Lineage: Eukaryota; Viridiplantae; Streptophyta; Magnoliopsida; Rosales; Rosaceae. The transcript has 13 exons. The record is from RefSeq and is a predicted model, not a curated record. Gene Ontology annotation, biological process: microtubule-based movement. Gene Ontology annotation, molecular function: ATP binding; microtubule binding; microtubule motor activity.